AUGUGCCGGGCCUACUUUCCGGGAUCCGUGUCCAUGAACGUAUCCUUACGACGGCACGGCUGCAGGAGUAUCUUGUGGGACGAGUGCUUCUCAGGCUGCAGGGCCCUGUGGGGCCCCAGGAGCCUCGUGGAGGGUUCGAGGCGGUGUCUGAGCAGAAUCCUGCGGCUGCCAGCAAAUUACAGGUUAGAAAUCAGACUAUUUCAAAGCGGGGUGAAGAGGUUGGCGCAGAGUGACCGCUGCACAACCAACUGUCUGGUGUGAACGUCCAGGCUGGGCCGAGAGAGCGUGGCCCAGGGAGCCCCAGGGAAGCAAGCUUUUAAUAGGGUAGCCCCACGCCUGGAAUUUGCUGAGACAGUUGCCCCUGUCCUCUGGACGGGAGCUUCUUUCACCACCCCUCUGGGGUCCGAACAAUCUGAAGUGUCCCCGGUCUCAAGGCCAUCUGUUGUCCUAAGUGAUGGCCGAAGAGCUCUAAGGCCUGAGCAGGACCCAGUCCCGCCACCGGGAAGUCCCCUCCUGCUGGGAAGGUUGUCAUGGGGGAAUGUGGUUGCACCUGAGCCCACGCAGAGGGGGCAUAACCAGCGGGAGCCGACAGAGCCCACGCUGGCAACCAGCCCUGAAAGUCACAGGCCCCCUGAGCUUCCACACAUCGUGGGGGGGCUUCUGAGAGGCCCCUUGCUGGAGCGAGUGUGGAAGUGCCCGGAGGGACCCCAAGUUCAAAGGAGAGGGGUGGGCAGGGGCCAGGUCAGAGCUCUGGAAGCUUCUGGGAUCCUGCUCCCGGACCGCGCAGGAAGCAAGACAGACCUCGGACCGCGGGAGCGCCUUCGCUGGGCCACCGGGCCCCGGGAGCAGAACUGCAGUGCGGAGAGUGGGCAGCAGGGGGCAGCAUAA
Molecule: messenger RNA, 888 nt
Organism: Phyllostomus hastatus (greater spear-nosed bat)
Lineage: Eukaryota; Metazoa; Chordata; Mammalia; Chiroptera; Phyllostomidae
Gene: CIROZ
Product: chromosome unknown C1orf127 homolog
Exons: 7
Biological process (GO): heart development
Source: RefSeq, a predicted model, not a curated record